CCGCAAUUUUGCAUUACGAACGGAAGCGGGAAGCGGCGGCGCCAUUUUGUUUUUGCUUUGCCCGUGUCGUUCGUUGAAGGCAUUGUGUAAAUGUGUUAAAUUUAGCAGCAAUUUUUGUCCAUUGCUAAAUUGCCAUUAUCAAGUUUAUUAAGUCUAUUGUGAUUUUCACUUAAAGCAUUAAUAAGUGUUUUUAAUAUGGGUCGAGGAAGAGAUCGUAGUCGCGACAGACGUCGUAACCGGAGCAGAAGCAGGAGUAGAAGUCGCAGUCGUAGUCCGCGUUAUGGGUUAGGGUCGGGUGGCGGUGGCGGUGGCGCCUACGGCGGCGGACGUCGCUGCAAUCCUGGUGCCAAUCUUCGCAAACCCAAAUGGGAUUUAAGCCGAUUGAAACCUUUCAAAAAAGAUUUUUAUAUUCCCCACAAAGAUGUUGAAAAUAGAACCGAAUCUGAGGUGGAAUCUUGGAGAAGUGAUAAUGAGAUCACGCUCAAGGGUCGCAAUAUUCCGAAACCUACGUUGACUUUUGAUGAGGCUGGUUUUCCCGAUUAUGUUAUGGAUGAAAUUGAUAAAAUGGGAUUCAAUAAACCUACGCCCAUCCAAGCUCAAGGUUGGCCCAUUGCCCUUAGUGGACAUGAUAUGGUUGGAAUUGCGUCAACUGGUUCUGGCAAAACACUUUCUUACAUUUUGCCUGCAAUUGUUCACAUAAAUAAUCAACCAAAGUCUAGUAGGGGUGAUGGACCUAUUGCAUUAGUUUUAGCACCAACUAGAGAAUUAGCUCAACAAAUACAAGAAGUGUGUGAUAAAUUCGCAAACACUUCAAAAAUACAUAACACUUGUUUGUUUGGUGGUGCCCCUAAAGGACCCCAAGCAAGAGACCUAGAUGCCGGUGUGGAAAUUGUAAUUGCAACACCAGGGCGUCUUCUAGAUUUCUUAGAAAGUGGAAGAACCAAUUUGAAGAGGUGCACAUAUUUAGUCUUGGAUGAGGCUGAUAGAAUGUUAGACAUGGGCUUUGAGCCACAGAUCAGAAAAAUCAUAGAACAGAUUAGACCAGAUCGUCAAACCCUUAUGUGGUCAGCUACAUGGCCUAGGGAGGUUCAAAGUCUUGCUUCAGAAUUCCUCAAAGAUUAUCUACAGAUCAAUGUAGGAUCCUUGCAAUUGGCAGCUAAUCACAAUAUUUUGCAAAUAAUUGAUGUUUGUAUGGAAUAUGAAAAAGAAACUAAAUUAAGUACACUUUUAAAAGAAAUUAUGGCUGAAAAAGAAAAUAAGACUAUUAUAUUUAUAGAAACUAAACGUCGUGUUGAUGAUAUUACUAGAAAAAUGAAAAGAGAUGGAUGGCCAGCUGUGUGUAUACAUGGAGACAAAUCUCAACAUGAGCGUGAUUGGGUAUUGCAAGAUUUUCGCAGUGGAAAAGCUCCUAUUCUCGUAGCCACGGAUGUUGCUGCUAGAGGCUUAGAUGUCGAUGACGUGAAGUUUGUCAUUAAUUUUGAUUAUCCAAGCAAUUCAGAAGAUUAUGUCCAUCGCAUUGGAAGAACAGGAAGAACAAAUAAAACUGGGACUGCCUAUACCUUUUUUACACCAUCGAAUGCCGCCAAAGCAGGCGAUCUCAUAUCAGUACUAAAAGAAGCUAAACAAGUUGUUAAUCCAAAGUUACAAGAACUCGCUGAGCGCGGAGGUGGCGGAGGCCGGCGUCAUCGUGGCCGAGGCGGAAGAUACCGUCGAGGAGGCCGUCGCUCUCGAUCAAGAUCUCGUUCCCGCCGCCGCCGCAGUCGUUCGCGCUCUCGGUCCCGGGAUCGCCGCCGCCGCAGGCACAGCUCGUCACGCUCCUCACGAAGCAAAUCAUCAAGAUCUUCGAGAAGCCAUUCGCGAUCCCGUUCCCGCUCCCGGACACGUUCCCGUAGCCGCUCUCGUUCAGGCAAGUGCAGUCCAUUGAAGGACGCUACUAACGCUGUACCGAAGCCUGCGACUCAAGCUCUGCUGCCCACGCCAAAGCCACUUUUACCCACUCCGAUCGGUCCUCAGCUUCCUGUAUCACAAAAUGAUAAAUAUAAUGGCAAAUGUUCCACAACUCCGAUUCGUAAUGACAAUUUAAAUACUAGAGGAAAUAAUAGAUCUGUAAAUGAAGAUGUCACAAAUGAUGUCCAUCAACAACAGCAGUCCAAUCAAAUUCCGCCCUUAAUGGCGCUCAAUCCUCAAAUGUGUGUGCCUCCUCCCAUGACUGGACAAGGAUUUGUUAUGCCGCAAUACUUCCCAGCUGAUCAAUAUGGAAUGAUGAUUCCACCUUUCGCUGCCGCUCCGAUGAUGACUCCCGCCAAUUGGGCGGCUCCUCCCCCACCACCUCCACCCCCUCCUGCACCUAAUACCUCGAACAACGGCAACAACUACAAUCAAGGGCAAAGUGGCUAUGGAGAAAGCAGCUUGGAGUCAGAUUCCAGGAAGCGAGGUGGCCGUUCUGGCGGCCUUGGAAGCUCGAGCUCUUAUGGGCCGAGCUCAGGUGGGCUCGGCUCAGGCGGUGGCCUGGGCUCCGACGGGGGCCUGGGCUCCGGCCGCAGUCUGGGCCCCAGCGACGACCGCGGCUAUGGUGGUGGCCUCGGUUCUGGCGGAGGUCUCGGCUCUGGUGGAGGCCUAGGCUCUGAUGAAGCCACGUCUGCAUCACGAUCGCGUGGAGGCCGCGACAGACGUCGUCGCGGUCGAGGCCGUGACAACGACGACUCGGAAGGUCCAGGUGGUGGCCUGGGUUCCUAUGGAUCCGGCGGCCUUGAUGGCGGCCUGGGUCAGGCCUACGGAAUGCCCUCUGGCGGUGACGGCGUGCCCCAUGGGAGUCAACCGCCGCGCCUCCUUCCUCAGCCCGGCGACGACUACUUUACACAGGGAGCCAAUUUUACAGCAUAUGGCUCUUACGGUUCUAAAAAUAACAAAAGAAACCAAGGCGACGAUAAUGACAAUAGUGAUGCAUAUCAAAACGAAAAUAAUUAUAGCAAUGGUAUGGAUUUCUAUGAUAAUCAAAAUAUGGGUCCUGGACGACCAUUCGGUUUAGGUACGAACCAGAAUGGUUCCAACGAGGCGCAGGUGAAUGGCUCCAUGGGGUACAAUAAUAACCGCCAGAGGAAUCGCCAACGGCGGUGAAAACACCGAGAAAAUGGCUACAACGGUGACUCGCGCCGACGUAGAAGACGCUGAAACGACGUCG
Messenger RNA from Papilio machaon (common yellow swallowtail), 3181 nucleotides. Its product is annotated as ATP-dependent RNA helicase dbp2. Gene Ontology annotation, cellular component: nucleus; ribonucleoprotein complex; cytoplasm. The transcript is spliced from 7 exons. The coding region runs from base 196 to 3117 and encodes 973 amino acids. Lineage: Eukaryota; Metazoa; Arthropoda; Insecta; Lepidoptera; Papilionidae. The record is from RefSeq and is a predicted model, not a curated record. Gene Ontology annotation, molecular function: RNA helicase activity; RNA binding; ATP binding.